Scleropages formosus (Asian bonytongue) is the source of this 2027-nucleotide messenger RNA. RefSeq names its product cryptochrome DASH (gene cry-dash). Gene Ontology annotation, biological process: photoreactive repair. Bases 259 to 1830 code for a protein of 523 amino acids. Gene Ontology annotation, molecular function: damaged DNA binding; deoxyribodipyrimidine photo-lyase activity; FAD binding. NCBI's taxonomy places the organism in Eukaryota, Metazoa, Chordata, Actinopteri, Osteoglossiformes, Osteoglossidae. The record is from RefSeq and is a predicted model, not a curated record. The transcript is spliced from 14 exons.
GCCUGUGUACUGCGCCCUCUAGCGGUUCUCUUCAUAUCCGCAAUGCAACGUUGCACAACCGAGACCAGAGUUACGAAAGCGGCGCUACGAGGAAUUCCGCUCACGCGCUCGUGAACGUGAGCGAACUGUAGAGUAAAGUAGAGUACAGUAUAGAGUGUCAGUCAGUGUGUUCAGUUCCCCGUAGAGCUUCUCUGCUGUAGAAAGUGUUCCUGCGGCUCCUUAGCAGUUGCUACGCACUGGACAUUGAAGGAAAUUGAAAUGUGUUCCGCGCCCCACACCGUCAUCUGCCUCCUGCGGAAUGACUUACGGCUCCACGACAAUGAGGUCUUCCAUUGGGCUCAGAAGAAUGCACGAUACAUUGUACCGCUGUAUUGCUUUGAUCCUCGAAACUACCUGGUAACCUUCUGUUAUAACCUGCCCAAAACUGGCCCCUUCCGCCUUCGUUUCCUUCUCGACAGCCUGAAGGACCUGAGGGCCACGUUGCAGAAGAAGGGCAGUAAUCUUUUUGUGAGACAGGGAAAGCCCGCAGAAGUGAUCAGUGAACUCAUCAAGCAGCUGGAGUCAGUCAGCACAGUUAUUUUCCAUGAGGAGGUGACACACGAAGAGCUGGAGGUGGAGAAGGAGAUACGGAACGUGUGCUCCCAGUUAAAGGUCAAAGUACAUAGCUGUUGGGGUUCCACACUGUACCACAGAGACGACCUCCCGUUCAGCCACAUCUCCAGGCUACCUGAUGUCUACACCCAAUUCAGGAAGGCGGUAGAGACGCAAGGUGAAGUCAGGCCAGUCCUCUCUACCCCAGAUAUGCUGAAGCCUUUCCCAGCAGGAUUAGAGGAAGGUUCCAUUCCAGCACUGAAGGAUUUGGGACAGACAGAUGUGCUGGAAGAUCCCCGGUCAGCCUUCCCUUACCAUGGUGGAGAAAGCCAGGCCCUUGCCAGACUCCAGCAUUACUUCUGGGACACGGAUGCUGUGGCACGCUAUAAGGAAACACGCAAUGGUUUAAUUGGAGUGAAUUACUCAACCAAAUUUGCACCAUGGCUGGCAAACGGGUGUAUAUCACCUCGGUUCAUUCAUGACCAGAUUAAGAAGUACGAAAGGGAAAGAGGAGCCAAUCAGAGCACAUACUGGGUCAUAUUUGAACUUCUUUGGAGGGAUUUUUUCAGAUUUGUUGCAAUGAAGCAUGGAAACAAGAUUUUUUCUUUAAACGGUCUUCAAGAUAAAGCUUUACCUUGGAAGAAGGACAUCAGCCUCUUUAAUGCAUGGAAAGAGGGCAGAACAGGGGUGCCAUUUGUCGAUGCCAAUAUGAGAGAACUUGCACAGACUGGAUUUAUGUCUAACCGUGGCCGACAGAAUGUGGCUAGCUUCUUCACCAAAGACCUGGGCCUGGACUGGAGAAUGGGUGCAGAGUGGUUUGAAUACCUCUUGGUGGACUACGAUGUGUGCAGUAACUAUGGUAACUGGCUCUACAGUGCAGGCAUAGGAAAUGACCCUAGAGAGAACAGAAAAUUUAAUGUGAUCAAACAAGGACUCGACUAUGACAAUAAUGGGGAUUAUGUGAGGCAAUGGGUUCCAGAAUUACAGGGGAUAAGUGGCUGUAAGGUCCACACGCCCUGGACACUGAGCAAAGAUGUCUUGUCCAAAGGUCAGGUGACCCUUGACAAGACCUAUCCAUUUCCAGUUGUCAUGGCUUCUGAGUGGAGCCAUCAUGCCAACCAAAAUAUGGAUGUUUCAGGACCUGGUCCAAGAGGAAGGAGAGGCCUUUCACAUACUCCAAAACAUUAUGGCAACAGGGGGAUAGACUUCUAUUUUUCAAGAAACAAAAAUCUGAAAUGAGAGACAGGACACUUUUCAUAUUGAAAAUGUUGUUUUUGAAAGCAUAUAAUGUGGCACAGAGUCUUCCAUUUAAAGGGGUCUUUGUAGAAAAAGCAAAUUGUUUACUUAAAUACAUUGCCUUAAAUUGCUUAGUUGGCUGCAAGCAUGCAGCAUUUUUCUCUGUUAAUAUUUCAUCUCUGAGGGAAAAAUAUCAACAA